CGCGGCGACCAAUGAGAAGGUAGCGACGAAACUGGUUAUCCAAUGAAUGAUGGUGAUGGGUGGGACUUCCUGCGGCUGUGGGCGGGAAGGAGGGCUCGCGACCGACCGACAAUUGGCGUCGUUGGCUUCUCAGUGGUUUCUGGUUCCCGGAACCCGGCCUCAGGCCCCAGGGAAGACCGAGGCCCGGCCGCCCGCCGCGAGCAAUGGCGAGAAGAAUGCUCGGCUUCUUUCUCUUCAUCUCCCCGGCCUUCCCCGUCGGGCCGUCGCGGAUGGACUUUCACGCCGAGGCCAAAGAGUUGUGCUUUGGGGUGAACGAGCAGCCUUACUGGUGUGAGACCGGAUAUUGCUGUGGGGAGACAGAAUGCUGUACCUAUUACUACGAGCUUUGGUGGUUCUGGCUGGUCUGGACUAUAAUACUCAUGCUGAGUUGCUGCUGUGCUUACCGACACCGGCGAGUGAAACUGCGACUGCAGCAGGAACAGCGACAGCGGGAGAUCAGUUUGAUGGCCUAUCAGGGAGCCAGCACCUACACAACACAACCACUCGACUUACGAUUCUGGACAAACUGUAAGCUUCCAGCCUACGAAGAGGUAGCAGGACACCCACCCACUCCGCCACCUCCUUACUCCGAGUUACAGCAGCAACAGCAGCAGCAGCAAAACACAGUACAGAAUAACAGCCGGGACACUGCUGUGGGAGGGAGUCAUGAGCAGCUGAGCUCACGGGAAGCUGUGGCGAGUUUGCCGGGUCAAGUGGAGGCAGAGCCAAGACCUCAAACAGAAUCCAAUUCAUUCAGUAGCGAUGAACAUGAGGCGGAGAGUGGACAGGAACCUGCCACCUGCACUCCAGCCCCAGCCAAUUGCUCAGGUGAUGAACACGACACAGUUAGUACUCAAGGCGAGGAAUCAGAUUUACACCCGGCUUCCGAUCUGCACAGCUUGGACCUGGAUCCCCACAUAUGUGACCACGGAGAGACCAAGGAAGAGAGCUCCUCCCGACACAGGCGGAUCACGGGCGACUCUGGCAUUGAGGUGUGUGUGUGCCGCAUGGAUGAGGACCCCUACCCUGAGGAGGUGGGCCUGAUGGGCAGCGUGGCUGCACAGCCGUGCUGCGAGCCCCAGUCCUCGUAUAACUCGUCCCCGCAGGACACGGAGCGGGGCUCCAAGCCAACGCUCAACAAGCAGUCUGAACAGUAUUGUCCUGGAGAGCAGCCAGAGGAUGUGUAACAUCGGGUCUCACCAUUGCUGGUACCUUCAACAGUGAAGUCAAAUGACACGGGGGGCAAUUUCUGACCCGUUCAGUUGACCAUUUAUGGGCUAAUUACCUAAGCUUGUUUGCCAUUAAAAAAAACCUGCCCCUAAUUACAAGAGACAGAAACGCGUUAGGUAGCGUUUCACAUUCAGGUUUUCUGCAAUAUUCUAGCAUUUUGAAAUUAACCAUUAGCACUAUUAUAAUAAUAUAAUACAAUACAAUACCACGUCUCCAAACCCUUUGUGUUCAGGACUUGAACCUGAGAUGCAUACCGAGGGUUGCGUUUUUUUUCCCCCCACACCCCACACUGAAACGCUCUCCCUUCACCACGGCCUCCGUUGGGGAAAGGGGUGAGGCUCUUCGUUCAGCUGGUGUGUUUGUCGGUAAUGUUCUUACUCUGGUUUCAGGGUGAACACCAGAGCCCCAAGUUGGCUCAAUUGACUGCUAUUAUUCCUUCCAUGUAUUGGGCAAAGUGCCUCAUAACCUUACAGAUGGUUUUCCUGGCUAGGCUGAACGCAUAGGAAUGAUAACAUCUUAAUGCACCUCAUCGCUUCACCAUUGACCUGUGACACCAAACUGCCUUUCUUCGUCAAAUAUUCAUUUUAACGUUGUUAACCCCAAACUCAAACAGCCUGUCCCUCCCUGGGGCUGCGUCCAGCUCCGACAUGCUCUGUGUUCUCUGAUGGGGUGACUCAUUUUAGACUUCACUGAUGCAAAACUAAGCAGCACCUGUUACUAAUAUGAUAACAAAAGUCGCUGGGAACACUCACUCGCUCAGCAGGUCAGGCAACAUCUACGGAGAUAGGAGAGUGAGUUAAUAUUUCGAAAAGAAUAACUGAAACGUUCACCCACUUGCCUCUCUCCAUGGAUGCUGCCUGACCCGCUGGUGUUCCCAGCAGCAUCUCUU
Callorhinchus milii (elephant shark) is the source of this 2158-nucleotide messenger RNA. RefSeq names its product WW domain-binding protein 1. The transcript has 4 exons. NCBI's taxonomy places the organism in Eukaryota, Metazoa, Chordata, Chondrichthyes, Chimaeriformes, Callorhinchidae. Bases 204 to 1226 code for a protein of 340 amino acids. The record is from RefSeq and is a predicted model, not a curated record.